This is a messenger RNA of Echinococcus granulosus, 603 nucleotides long. Its product is annotated as GTPase HRas. Gene Ontology annotation, cellular component: plasma membrane. Gene Ontology annotation, molecular function: GDP binding; GTP binding; GTPase activity. Gene Ontology annotation, biological process: Ras protein signal transduction. The transcript has 7 exons. Bases 1 to 603 code for a protein of 200 amino acids. The record is from RefSeq and is a predicted model, not a curated record. Lineage: Eukaryota; Metazoa; Platyhelminthes; Cestoda; Cyclophyllidea; Taeniidae.
AUGCCUGAGUACAAACUCGUUGUUGUUGGAGCUGGUGGAGUCGGAAAGAGUGCGCUGACGAUCCAGCUUAUCCAGAACCAUUUUGUAGAUGAGUACGACCCAACGAUUGAGGAUUCCUAUAGAAAGCAAGUAAAUAUUGAUGGGGAGACUUGCAUGCUUGAUAUUCUGGAUACGGCUGGUCAAGAAGAGUACAGCGCCAUGCGUGACCAAUAUAUGCGAACUGGCGAGGGCUUUCUCUGUGUAUUUGCUGUCAAUAACGCUAAAAGCUUUGAAGACAUUAGUCAAUACCGCGAACAAAUUAAACGGGUCAAAGACGCAGAUGAGGUGCCCAUGGUUUUAAUUGGGAACAAGGUAGACCUUGCAGUCAGAUCAGUCGAUUCUACAAAAGCUGAGGCCGUUGCUAAGGAGUACAACAUUCCCUACAUUGAAACAUCUGCUAAAACCCGUCAAGGUGUUGAGGACGCAUUUUUCACUCUUGUUCGAGAAAUCCGCAAAUUUGAGAAGGUGCAGCUGUUGGAGAUCGCUUGGGGAAGCCUGCCAUCGAGAACAGGUUCAGCAGAUCAUGCUAAUUCUCGCCGAAGCGCAUCUGUUUUCUACGAGUAG